Blepharisma stoltei is the source of this 360-nucleotide messenger RNA. NCBI's taxonomy places the organism in Eukaryota, Ciliophora, Heterotrichea, Heterotrichida, Blepharismidae. The record is from the annotation of a GenBank genome assembly.
AUGAAAAUUAAAAUACAAGCUUAUCCAGCUGGCUUGAGUUCUGACUCAAAAAUAUUCACCAAAACUGAGUUCAAGCCAGACCAAAUCAGUGAAAUGCGCUGGAUCUCUUGCCUCAAGGCAAGCUACUUUUUGAGCUCCUUGCACAAAAAUAGUCCAGAAAUGCUAACGUUCGCUCACCACAGGGAGAACAGGCUGUUCAUACAACCAUUUAAUAUAUUAAAAUUCAAGUUUAAUCUGUGUCAAAAUGCAUUAGAAUUUUUUGUAACGAUAGAUGAUAAAAACACAAUUAAAACGUUGGUGAAAAUAUUCAAAAACUUAUUUUUUUGCUCAAUGAUAUCAAUAGAAAUCCAAGAAAAAUAA